AUGCUUGACUGGAUUCAAGCUUUUCAUAACCAUCGUGGUCUAUUCAUUCGUGCAUUCUAUUCAACUGAACCAACACGAGUACCGUUUUCAGACGACCCAGAGUUCACCAUGGGUGACCAGAAUGGUCGUCUGGACUCACCUCUGAGUAGCCAUGAGUUCGACAAAUCUGUAAGUCCACCAAGUCUUGACCGAAACAUUGCUAUUUCACUGUUUAGAUCAAAUACUUCAAGUCCAUUGCUGAAUACAGAGCCUCUUCCACUUGAUGAUCAAUCUCAUUGCCCAUAUUGUCAUAAGGACUUCAGAAAGCCACGUGUCCUAGAUUGUCUGCAUUCAAUGUGUGAAGACUGCAUAAUAGCACAGUUGGAUGGUCGGCGAGAUGCACAAAAAGCAAAUGAUCAAUCCACUCGCAAUCCUACGGAUUGUGAGCUGGAAACACCGAAACUUAAGGAGCGUCCAACUCCUCCUGGCGUUAUCCGCUGUCCGAUAUGUGCACAAGAAUCUCAUGUCGGAAACGAUGUGCGCUAUGUACAUACAAUGCUCCUUGAUUAUGUUCGUCUUGCGGAAAAUGAGGAAGCUGUAGGAGAACGACGUUGUCGAGCUUGUAAAUCUGAGCAGCCUGCGAUUGCUGUUUGUAAGCAGUGCCAGUCGGAUCUCUGUUCAAAUUGCCUUUCUGCUCAUAGCGUAAUGAGAAUGUUUGAAGGGCAUGAGGUCAUGACGUAUGCUGAAAUGGAACAGCGUGGUCAGCGUGGUGAUGUGCGUCCAGUGCAGUGCCCAACACACUCACUUCCUUAUAAAAUGCUCUGCGCUACUUGCGAGACACUUUGCUGUAAAGUUUGUCUUGAAAUGGAGCAUCUCAAUCACAAGUCGGAAAUUGAAAAACUGGCAGAUAAAGUUGAGAAAAAGUGGCGCGAUUCUAUGGCUGAAUGGAGCGCUAUUCCGGACAGGUCAGCAAGCCUUCACGAACAGUAUGAAGCGGCCAAAGUCCAUGUGGAAAUGGCCUUUGACGAUCUUUUGAAAGCGCUUGAGGAGGCGAAAACUAACAAGUUAGAAGAAACUCGUCAGAAGCAGGAGGUAGCAAUUGAAGACCUCUACAGGAAGAUGAAUCUAAAUGAAGCAAGAGUGAGCGAUGCGCUCAGAUUCGCUCGCAACUUACUCUCGAAAUCGAAUGGGAUGGAAUUGUUGGCUAGCCGUCGCAAAGUUGUGCAACAGCUCAACAACCUGGCCCAUACUAUGCCAGCAUUAGGAAUUCAGGUGGAGCUAGAAUAUCAGCCUUUAUCGAAAAAGCAGUUAGACACCCACAUGAAUGCCAUUUGUGGAAAUGUAAUUGGUGAGUCAUGGCUUUACAGGAAACUUCUAGGUAAUUCAGAUGCACUAAAUAGAUUGAGGUUUUCUGCCUCGGGUAUCUCAUCUGCAUGGAGCAAUAGCAUUGGACCCUCUCGCGUGACCGGGCCAGGGGGUGAUGCAUUUGGCUGGCCACCCAGCAGUCACCCUCCAGAUUUGCCAUCGCCUUCCCCUCCGAUACCGUUGAAGGAUGUUGCUCCGCCCAGUUUCACAAUCGGUGGACCUGGAGUUAUUGGUCAACCCACAAACACCAAUUCUUCAGUCACUGCAUCUGGAGGAAAUCAAGGUAGCUCUAUGCGUGAACUGCACUGUCCCUCUGGGUUCUGCUUGUCAGAGAGUGAUGACAUACUAAUUGCUGAUACAAACAAUCACCGUAUUGUCGUGUGUGGGCCUCCCCAUCCAUGGAAAAUUGGAAGACCUGGAACGGAUGACGGGCAGCUGUGUUUCCCACGCAAAGUAAUUGCUUUGAAAGGCGAAGUCACAAGGUAUGCUGUACUCGACAAAGGUGUGGAUGGCAAGACACGUGCCCAACUCUUUGAUCAACGUGGUGAAUUCAUCAAGCGCAUCAAUAUGGUGCCCUUGGUACCUCGCGGAGGAAUCGAGGUAUCUGCGGCUUCAUGCACGUCUUCUGGGCACCUUCUUCUAGUUGACACAAGUGGAGUGGUUUAUUGCAUUGACGUGGAUGUACCUAGAGUUGUAUUCUGGUUCGAUGCGUCAUCUCAUCUUGGCGAAGCAAGUGACGUCGCUAUUUACGAGAAGAACGUUUAUAUAACUGAUUUCAAACAUCACUGCGUACAGGUUUUCAAUACUGAUGGGCAAUUCAUUCGUAAACUGGGUGAACCAUCACAGACCCCAUACCCAAUUGGCAUUGACGUGUCAAAGAAUGGUGAUGUUCUGGUCGCGGACACACAUGGAAACCAUCUUCAUGUGGUGGUUUUCACUGCGGAUGGCACGCUUCAACAAUCCUUCACGCACAAUGAGUUUAGGCUCUCUCGCUGUGUUGGCCUACGUGUUGCUGGAAGCGGCCAUGUUGUCACUUUGUGCAAACAUAACCACACCCUUUUUGUGUUCAAACCACUCUACAUCCGUUGA
Molecule: messenger RNA, 2433 nt
Organism: Haemonchus placei
Lineage: Eukaryota; Metazoa; Nematoda; Chromadorea; Rhabditida; Trichostrongylidae
Source: the annotation of a GenBank genome assembly